Molecule: messenger RNA, 232 nt
Organism: Funneliformis caledonium
Lineage: Eukaryota; Fungi; Glomeromycota; Glomeromycetes; Glomerales; Glomeraceae
Source: the annotation of a GenBank genome assembly
CAGACUCAAUGCGAAGAAAUCCUUAAAUAUUUCUGGAGGUAGUAGCACUACUGUUAGAACCGGUAGGUCCGAUAGUCAAAAUUGUCGACUCCCAAGUCAAAUGAAACUCUUGGAAUUAGUCACUCCUGUUCAAAAGAUACUAGAUGAUCAAAUACAUAUUUAUUUUGAAGAAUGGAUGAAAAUGGCGACCGAUAACAAAAUUAAUGUUAAAAUAGUUGGAAUCUUGCAUUAA